GGAGAGGGGCCAGCAUGGCUGAAGGCACUCUAGGCUUGCUAACGUGUAGUGAGGUGGACGGUAGGCAGGAGCCGGUCCCCAGUAGCGGUGGUUGCAACUUUCCAGAGUACGAGCUCCCGGAGCUAAACACUCGUGUUUUCCACGUGGGCGCCUUCGGGGAGUUAUGGCGUGGCCGGUUGCGUGGGGCUGGGGACUUGUCGCUGAAGGAGCCUCCGGCGCCCGCUCUGCCGGGGCGCCGAGGAGGCGCAGACUCCGGCCGGGAGGAUGCCGCGGUGGCCCGGUAUCUGGGCUGCAGCCUGGAGGCGGCGGCCGAGCUGCGAGCUGUGUGUGGUCUUGAUAAACUGAAGUGCCUUGAGAAAGACGCAGAUCCGGAAAUCAUCCCGGAUGAUACUGAUCUAGUGACUUUGGGAGUUAGAAAGAGGCUCUUGGAACAUCGAGAAGAAACCAUAACGAUAGAUCGGGUCUGCAGACAAGAAACAUUUGCUUAUGAGAUGGAAUCACAUGCCAUAGGAAAAAAGCCUGAAAACUCAGCAGACAUGAUUGAAGAAGGGGAGCUUAUCCUAUCUGUGAAUAUCUUGUACCCUGUUAUAUUUCAUAAGCACAAGGAACACAAACCAUACCAGACAGUGCUGGUUUUAGGCAGUCAGAAGCUCACAGAACUGAGGGAUUCAAUUUGCUGUGUCAGUGAUCUCCAGAUUGGUGGGGAAUUCAGCAAUACUCCUGACCAAGCCCCUGAGCACAUAAGCAAAGACCUCUACAAAUCAGCCUUCUUUUAUUUUGAAGGAACAUUUUACAAUGAUAAAAGAUACCCUGAAUGCAGAGAUUUGAGCAGAACCAUCAUUGAGUGGUCAGAGUCCCAUGAUAGAGGCUAUGGAAAGUUUCAGACUGCUAAAAUGGAAGAUUUCACUUUCAAUGACUUGAAUAUUAAACUGGGUUUUCCUUACUUAUACUGUCACCAGGGAGACUGUGAACAUGUUGUUGUCAUUACCGACAUCAGGCUUGUGCAUUGUGAUGACUGCUUGGACAGGACACUUUAUCCCCUUCUUAUCAAGAAGCACUGGCUAUGGACCAGGAAAUGUUUUGUGUGUAAAAUGUACACAGCCAGAUGGGUGACGAAUAAUGACAGUUUUGCACCAGAGGAUCCAUGUUUCUUUUGUGAUGUUUGCUUCCGAAUGCUCCACUAUGAUUCAGAAGGCAACAAACUGGGGGAAUUCCUUGCUUAUCCUUAUGUUGAUCCUGGAACCUUUAAUUAAGGAUAACAACAAGAACAAAAAUGAACCCUUGUGAAAUAACUUAUUGAAUGAUUAUUUCUAAGAAAUGCCACUGAAGAACAUCCACUUAGAACAAUUAGCUAAAGCUACCAAAAAAAAGUCCAAAUCAUGAAUUUUCUUGAUUGUAUUUAAAUGUUAUAAAUUAUUUAAUAUUUAUUACAAAACCUUUUAUUCAUAAUUCCUUUUGACCAUUUUUUUAAGUGGGUUAUCUUUUUAUUAUUGAGUUGUAGGAGUCCUUUAUACAUACUGAAUACAAGUCAGAUACAUGUAUUGUGAUUCUUUUCUCCCAUCUGUGGCUUAACUGUUCUAACUGUCCAGAGUGGUUUUUGCUAAAGAUAGAAUUCAUUCAUUAAUGACCCAUCAAGUGGUGGAAGUGCAUUGAAAUUCUUGGAAGAAUGUGAGAGCUACAACUUGUACCAUGAGGCUUCCAAGGUUAUAUUUAAAUUCAGCUGAACUCCACAUUUCUCUGGAUGGCUAAAAACAGAAUUUUGCCAUAUAAAUAAAAAACUGAUGAAGGCUAUAUACUUGUUUAAAAGAUUGGCAGUGAAAUAUGCUUUAUGGAUUUAAAUGCCACAUUUCCAAUUAAGUCAGUUGGUGUGGAGAUGCCAAGCACCUGUUUCUGUGGUGCUAACAUUGAGCAUACUGACAAAUCUGCUGGAAAACCAUAGAUUAAAAGUAAGUCUGCAGGUAUGCCAACCUAAUUAUCUACUGUAGAAUCUUUCAGAGAUAUUUCAGUCUCUCUCUCUUCACUGGAUGGCCUAAAAAAAGAUAGAAAGGAGUGACAACUGGGAUUAGAGCUUUUUCUCCUCAGGGGUGGAAGGAUGGAAAGACAUUAAAUCUAGACAUAUAUUCUUUUCAAAUCACCAAAACCAAAGAUUAUUAUUGUUCCCUUGUUCAAAAUUUUGGUUUACCAUGUUGUGCCUACUUCCAAAUAUAAUAUGCAGAUCAAGCAAAAUAAGAAACAUCGUGGCCCUAGUCCCUUCCUUUCUUAACUCUUCUAGUAAGUUCUCUUUCAAGAAUAUAAAAACAUUACGUGUCAAUAAACAUAUUACAAGCCUUAAUAAAAACAGGAAAGGAUAUGUACACAGAUAAAGAUUUCCCUAAGCUCCAGAAUUAUUAAGCAAUGCUUGAUUUCACAAGACUUUAAUCUAUAGUUCCAUACUGAUUUGGUAUUAAUAAAAAACAGCCUCAUAUUCUAAUUUUUAAUGUAUUACCCUGUCAUAUUUCAACAAGGCUUGAAAACAACUGUAAAGGUGUAACAGGAAAAGAAGUCCAGAAAAGUUUUAUAAACCAGGCUCUCUCCCACCAUGCUAUCAACCUUGCUCCAUUACCUUGAAUGCUGUGGCAAAUUAGUUACAAAGUUUUUUUUGUUUGUUUGUUUUUAACAUUUUUUGCCUUGCUUCCUGAACAUGGGAAUUAAAUGAUCAAAAUAUAUUCCUGUAUUCAAUUACCCUGGAACACUACUAUGAUUAAAAACACCCAGGAAGAUGUAUUAAAA
Messenger RNA from Choloepus didactylus (southern two-toed sloth), 2769 nucleotides. It is a transcript of the gene SNAPC3, whose product is annotated as small nuclear RNA activating complex polypeptide 3. Gene Ontology annotation, biological process: snRNA transcription by RNA polymerase III; snRNA transcription by RNA polymerase II. Gene Ontology annotation, cellular component: snRNA-activating protein complex. The record is from RefSeq and is a predicted model, not a curated record. NCBI's taxonomy places the organism in Eukaryota, Metazoa, Chordata, Mammalia, Pilosa, Megalonychidae. Gene Ontology annotation, molecular function: RNA polymerase II cis-regulatory region sequence-specific DNA binding; bent DNA binding; core promoter sequence-specific DNA binding. Bases 15 to 1253 code for a protein of 412 amino acids. The transcript is spliced from 12 exons.